AUACUAGAUAUACCAUAGAAUAUUGGGUAAGUAUAUCUAAUGUGGUUAACUGAGGAAUCCAUGGUAAAGAGGUAUACAACUUGGUCCCAGGAUUGAAGUGUACAAUUACUUCAACCUGAAGGAAGCCCGAACAAACACAGAUUCUCUAGAGCUACUCAUUAGCCAAUAUCGCACAUAAAGAUCGUAAUACAAGUGUUCGUUUAUUACAGAAUCCGUUUGCUGUAGACCAUAAACUGGGAUCUAUGUGAUUAAAUAAAAUGGGCGACCAGUUGGCAGCUAUAGUCACAGGUGCUGAAAAGCUCACCAAUCCGGCCGAUAUAAUGGCAUACUUCAUGACGAUCAUAUCAGCGCAACAAAAGGAAAUACAAAAGACAAAGGCAUUGGUCAAGGAUUUCCGAACUGUACAUAACCUAGAUGGAAUAUACGAAAAGAAUGCAUCAAUCAAUGCAAUGAUUGAUCCAGUAAUUAACUGUGAGAUAUUACACCUGAGGAAACUACUCAAAGAAAAAGAAGUGGAACUUAAAACAGCAAAGGAAGCGUUAGACGCACAAAAUUAUAACCCACAAAGCACAAUAGGUACUACACUACUAGAAAGGUGUAAACUACUAAUCACAGAAAAUGAAGAAUUAGGUAGAAUUGUACUAGAAAAUAAAGUGCAACCAUUGACAAUGGACCUGUACAAAGAAAGGGAAGCGAACAAAGUACUCAAGAAACAACUAAAAGCACUGCAUCAGUAUAACAUAGAGCUGGAAGCUGAAGCAGAAGUGAUGAGCAAAAACCUGGCACAACAAAAACUUGAAUUAGCAACACUUAAAAAAGAAAUGGAGGCCAUUACACAAAAGACACAGGCAACAAUAUCACCAACAAAUAAAACAAAAUAUAUGCCUGGGACUAAAUCAAACGAAGUAAAGCAGGUAGAUAAAAUAAAUAAGGAUGAUAAAGAAGAGAGGGUUAGAAAAGAAGAAAAACGUGAUAGAUACACCUCCACAAGGAAAGAAGAAACACAUGAAAGUGAUAGGAAACUAGAUAAAAGAGAAACGGAAAGGAAAGUAGAUAAACAUGUAAUCGAUAGGAAAGCAGAUAGAUAUGAAAGUACAAAACAAUUUGAAUCAAGUAGAUCAGAUAAAUAUACAAGGAGAGAUGAUAGACAUACAUCAAAAAAAGAAGAAAGAACUAGGAGAGAUGACUCAAGAGGACGCACAUCAACAAAGAGAUAUAGAGAAGACUCUAGAAGUAGAACGUCACCGUAUCGCAAUAGAAGCCCGAAAUCAGGAAGAAGCUCCAGAAAGUAUUGAUACAACAAUCCUGAUACAUAUCGCCA
Babesia bovis T2Bo is the source of this 1321-nucleotide messenger RNA. RefSeq lists its product as uncharacterized. The record is from RefSeq and is a predicted model, not a curated record. The transcript has a single exon. NCBI's taxonomy places the organism in Eukaryota, Apicomplexa, Aconoidasida, Piroplasmida, Babesiidae. Gene Ontology annotation, cellular component: nucleus. Gene Ontology annotation, biological process: regulation of alternative mRNA splicing, via spliceosome. Bases 258 to 1295 code for a protein of 345 amino acids.